Pteropus alecto (black flying fox) is the source of this 1566-nucleotide messenger RNA. It is a transcript of the gene CCDC106, whose product is annotated as coiled-coil domain containing 106. The record is from RefSeq and is a predicted model, not a curated record. Gene Ontology annotation, cellular component: nucleoplasm. NCBI's taxonomy places the organism in Eukaryota, Metazoa, Chordata, Mammalia, Chiroptera, Pteropodidae. The transcript is spliced from 7 exons. The coding region runs from base 260 to 1105 and encodes 281 amino acids.
GCCCGCCCCGCCGGCCGGUGGGUGGGCGCUUCCCUCUGCUCCCCGCGACACUUUGCAGACGCUCCCCGGCACCGGACAUGGGCGCCGCCGCUGCGGCCGUCGGUCCCCGGGCCGGAUUCCGCGCGCGGGUGGUGACCUGUGACGAGGGUCCAGCCCAUUCAGGACAGGAUGUCUCUUGGUGGAUCCUACGGGAGCCCAGCUUCUCCUUCCCUCGUGCCUCUGAGGCGGUCGGUUGCCUGGGCCCGCCGGAGGCUGCGCCAUGAAUGACCGAAACAGUCGGAGAAGGACACUGAAGAAGGAUGAUGAGGCCUUUGAGAUCGCCAUCCCCUUCGAUGAGGCGCCCCACCUAGACCCCCAGCUCUUUUACCGUCUCAGCCCCACUCAGGGAAACUUUGAGGAGUCUCCGGAGGCUGCAUCCCCGACAGUAGCCCUGAUGAACGGCGUCAGGGCUCAGCUGCACAUGGCCUUGGAGAGGAACUCCUGGCUGCAGAAGCGCAUUGAGGACCUGGAAGAGGAAAGGGACUUCUUGAGGUGUCAGCUGGACAAAUUCAUAUCCUCUGCGCGCAUGGAUGCAGAGGACCACUGCCGGGUGAAACCUGGGCCCCGGCGGGUGGAGGGCGACGGCCGAGGUGGGGCUGGGGGCGAGGCCUCGGACCCUGAGUCGGCUGCCUCCUCAGUCAGCGGCGCGUCUGAAGAAGGCAGUAACGUCGACAGGAAGAGGCAGAAACAGAAGGGAGGCACUGGUCGGAGGCGCUUUGGGAAGCCCAAGGCCCGGGAGAGGCAGCGGGUGAAGGAUGCGGACGGUGUCCUCUGCCGCUACAAGAAGAUCCUGGGCACCUUCCAGAAGCUGAAGAGCAUGUCGCGGGCCUUCGAGCACCACCGCGUGGACCGCAACACGGUGGCACUGACCACGCCCAUCGCGGAGCUGCUGAUCGUAGCCCCAGAGAAGCUGGCAGAGGUGGGCGAGUUUGACCCCUCCAAAGAACGUCUGCUGGAGUACUCGCGCCGUUGCUUUUUGGCCCUGGACGAUGAGACCCUCAAGAAGGUGCAGGCCCUCAAGAAAAGCAAGCUGCUGCUCCCCAUCACCUAUCGCUUCAAGCGGUGAUCCCGCCCCACCGACCUGGGACAAGAUCUCCGGCCCCCACUUCCCUACCCCACCUGGCACAGGGGCAAGCGUGUGCAUGAGUGCUGUGUCCCUCGCCAGGGCCUGGGGGUGGACAGCGUGUUUCUGCGUGUGCCUCCUGCAAACCCCUCCACUCCCACCCAAGAUCCCUUGUAUAUAGACCUGCCUCCCACACUCCCACCCCCUCCUGUUUCUUCACAUUCCCAGGGUUGGAGGCGCAUCACUUGACUGUCCUGUCCCAAACACCCGCACCACUCCUGCCCUCACUGAGCCCUUCCUCCUGGGAAGACCGCGGGACUCUGCGGGCCAGGGGCACUGUACAUACCCGUUCUCCGCCCCCAACCCCGAGGACCCGAAUCCUGCUCUCCCACCCUCCCAGUCUGCGUGAGACAGAGAAUUAUUCAGAGAAUUUAAAUUAAAAAGACGAUAAAAUUUGGAAUAAA